AUGGCUAAGCCUACAGUCGUGGAUUGCGCCAACUCCCCCUUGUUUGGACUCUGGAAACCACAGGCGCACCUAAAGCACCUAUUCUACGGGCCACGUUGCGUCAGUAAGUACCUUACUACUGUGCUGCCGUCCGCAGCUUCUCGGGUCUUUGUUAUCACUGGUGCGACGCUUGGUACCAAGACGCCACUCUUACAGGAGGUCAAGGACCUGCUAGGAUCCCAUCAUGCUGGGACGUUCGCGAGUGUCAGACAGCACGGCCCUAUUUCUGACGUCAAAGAGGCACUUGCCCUUGUCCUCCAAGAUCCAUCAGUCGACACAAUCAUAUCUCUCGGGGGCGGGUCACCUAUUGACGUAGCGAAAACCAUCUCACACCGCAUCCAUGAGGCACGAGGUCAAUAUCUUACUCAUAUAGCCAUCCCCACAACUCUCAGCGCCGCAGAGUGCACAGCAGGCGGCGGGUAUACAGGCCCCGAUGGCAUCAAGAUCGGAUUCAUGGCACCGGGAAUGGGUGUGGGAGCGAUAUUCUACGAUCCUCUGUUCUCGCAAUAUACGCCAAGACAGUUGCUCCUCGCCACCGGGAUCCGUGCCGUGGACCACGCCGUAGAGACAGCCUACCACCCAACCUCGUCCGAAAUGCCCUGGAAAGCCCUUUCCUGUUGGGCCUUAGGGGUUCUGUUUGACGAACUUCCUAGGGCUGCAGAAUUGCUUCAAGAUACGUGUAGCAACAGCAUCCAACGCGAAGAUAAAGUUGACCAAAUUGCGACGGGUCGCCUCCACGACUCGCUUACCCGCCUGUUUCUGGCUGCAUAUGCUACCUCUGGCCUCCGAGGUGCGAAUUUUACGGGAAACAUGGGCCUGUCGCACAGCUUGGGCCAUGCAUUGGGUAGUCCUUAUGGAAUUUCGCACGGUGAAACUAGCUGCCUCACUCUCGCCGAAGUAAUCAGACUCAAGGCGAAGCUGGACAUUUCGGACGCACGGUGCAUCAGUCGCCUCCUCUUGCCAGCCAUUGGAAAGCCUGGAUCGGGAAAUGUUGUAGAGGAUGCCAUGCAAUUUGCCCAUCACAUAAGCGAACUGGUGGACGGGCUGGGUCUCAAGCCCUUGCCGCUUAGCAAGCGGGGAGUUGGCCGCGACCAGAUUCCGGUCAUUGUUCAACGAGCAACGCGGGGAGAUGACAAUGAAGAACUUCGCCAUGCCUUGGCAGCCAUGGUGGAGAAAUUAUUGUAG
Molecule: messenger RNA, 1224 nt
Organism: Pochonia chlamydosporia 170
Lineage: Eukaryota; Fungi; Ascomycota; Sordariomycetes; Hypocreales; Clavicipitaceae
Product: maleylacetate reductase
Exons: 2
Coding region: 1-1224 (407 amino acids)
Cellular component (GO): mitochondrion
Molecular function (GO): metal ion binding; alcohol dehydrogenase (NAD+) activity
Source: RefSeq, a predicted model, not a curated record